AAAUCUCGGGGGUUGCGGGCUUGUGCCUGCCAUUUUGUGCAUCCCGCGCUUUGAUCGGGUCUGGCCGCUUGGCUUUUGAGCUGCUCCCUCCCUCCCCCGGCUUCUCAGCUUGCCUGCCAACUAACCGGCUACACCAACGGCGCCAUGGCAUCCAAGCAGAUCCUCGAGAAGCUCAUCUCCGGCCAGGAAGCCGCCCACCUCGUCGUGCUCCAAGAUACCACCAAGCAGUCCCAUCUGCCGAUCUUGCACGCCUUCCUGUCGAGCUCAAUCUCCCGGAAGCACGGUCUCGUCCUGGUCUGCUUGCAGGACCCGCCUGCUCGGCUGCUGCCGCUGCUGGGCAGCUAUGCAAAUGCAGUAUGCAUCGACCUAUGUUCUCAGCUCCCGUCUUAUGCGGCUUCCACCAAGCCUGGCCCACAGUUCGGCAGCGUCAAGAUUCGGCCUGCACUGCCAUCGGAACUAGGGGACGUGCUCGCAUUGGAGCUGAAGCAACUCGAGUCGCCCAAAACCACUGUCCUGUUCGACAGUUUCAAUCCUCUGCUCGACUGGAUGCCGCUUUCUCUCAUCGCCGCCACGGUGAAGAAUCUGGCGUUCUGUACGAACGAUUCAUGUCGGGUUGUCCUGCCGAUACACACCGACUCGCUUCCGGAGACCAAAACGCUGCUCUCCAUCGAGUCGAUCCUCCAUCAGCACAUGAGCACCCACAUCAAGAUUCUCCAUCUCAAAACCCACCUGAAAGCCAUCAGCGAUCCGUUCGACAAGAGCAUCAAGCGAAGCCAGCUGGAGUUCCAAUCGGUCGAUGCCAAUGCCCUGGAGUUCAUUGUCGACCUUGAGUGGCGCAAACGAUCGGGCAAGGCCAUCAACGAGUUGUCGCUUGUCAGGUGCGGCGAGGCCAGCAGCAUCACAAUCUCAUCUGCGGACCACCUGAAGCCUGCUCCGACACCAGAUGCGGUCCAGCCCAACCAGUCGACAAAGAGUGACCCGACGGCCAACCUGUCCUUCAAUCUGACGCUGACGGAUGAGCAGCGCCAGGCCAAAGACCAGGUCGUAUUGCCAUAUCUGGAGGCCCAGCAUGAAAGCGAGUCGACUGGAGGCACGAUCCACUACGACCCGGACGAAGACGAUGACUUUGACGAAGAGGAUCCCGACGCAGAUCUGGAUAUCUAGUUUAUUGUGACAAUCCCGGUCUGUCGGUC
This is a messenger RNA of Polychytrium aggregatum, 1193 nucleotides long. Its product is annotated as Elongator complex protein 5. Gene Ontology annotation, biological process: tRNA wobble uridine modification. The record is from RefSeq and is a predicted model, not a curated record. Gene Ontology annotation, molecular function: tRNA binding. Lineage: Eukaryota; Fungi; Chytridiomycota; Chytridiomycetes; Polychytriales. Bases 145 to 1164 code for a protein of 339 amino acids. Gene Ontology annotation, cellular component: elongator holoenzyme complex; nucleus; cytosol. The transcript is spliced from 6 exons.